UCUCAGAGAGAGAAAGGAAGUGCAGGCCAAGAGCGAAAAAUAAUAAUAAUAAAUAUUAUAAUGAAAAAAAAUUUGAAAAACCUCCCAAUGCUAAAAUCCUAUUGUAUUCUAUCUUAGUUCAGAGUAAUGGAAUCAACAUCCGAGGCAACCUGGUUCACUUCCCUCGCCGAGGUUGGCCUUGAUUUAUGCUCUUCUUCGAUCUGUUUGAUGAAAUCUUCUUUCUAGUGCUUCCUUGUGGAUUUAGCUGUUCAUCAUGGCGGAUACUAGCUCAGUUGAUGUGAUUUUGGAGUUUUUGCGUAAAAAUCGCUUCACUAGAGCAGAAGCAGCUCUCCGCAGUGAGCUUAGUGGCCGCCCUGAUUUGAAUGGGUUUCUUCGGAAACUUUCUCUAGAUGAAAAGGACUUGGGUAAGGUAUUGGAUGGAGAGAGUGGGAAGAAAUCAACCAGUGAGAAUCAAAUCUAUGGCCCUCAGAAUACUAGUGAAGUUUCUAAGGAAUUGAUUGUGAAAGAGAUAGAGUGCGGGACUGGCAGAAAUGGUUCUGAAAGCAAAUGGCGAAACAGUGCUUCUACUGGUGAACAAAGUAAACCUAAUGACAGAACCGUAUUAAGUGAGAUGAGCUUUACUUUCUCUAAGGGUUCUGGAGAUACUCGGCUUGAUCUGCAUUCAUGGAAUUUUAAUCCCAGUAACGGUUCAUCUGAUCCUUAUCAAAAUGAUGUUACUCCAAGUAACUACAACUCUUUGGAUCCCCCAAAAUCAGAGCAAUCAAGAUAUUGUGCCAGUGAAAUUCCUGAUAUUGUGAAGGCCAAUGAAAAGACUGGGGAAGAGAUUAUAUUUUCUGGUGAAAAGAGAACUUCAUGGCAUGGAAAUACAAGCAAGUCCAAUCCAGAAUCCAAGCAUGGCCAUGCGCAGCCAAGUGAAUCUAAGGAGCUUGAUAAGCCGCUUAAGUCUUGUGCCACGUACUUGAAAGGAAACUUUGCAGAUAAUCCAUGGUCAAGAAAUGAAGAGCUCACAAAUUCAUCUUCAGACGUGUGGAAGGAUUGUUCUGUUAAGACUGUUUUCCCAUCCUCCAAGGGGGAAAUCUCCACUAGUUACGAAAUUGUUACUGCUGCUGAUAAGAAAGAAGGAAAAAAGAAAGCAGACAUGAAUGAUGUUCGGGCAGCCAUUAAAGAGCAGGCAGACGAAGUUGGAAGAGCUUUAUACUUCGGGAAGUGUCAAAGUAGUUAUGAGCAAAACAAUAACACCAGCUUGGGUUUUUCUCUUGCAUCCGAUAAUCCGAAAGAAGAGUUACCUAGGCUGCCCCCUGUUAAGCUUAAAUCUGAGGACAAAUCACUCAACAUUAACUGGGAGGAAAAAUAUGAGCGUGAUGGUUCAGGUGCAAAGCUAAUCAGUGCUGAUAAUGCCCUCCUCAUCGGCUCAUAUUUAGAUGUUCCAGUGGGACAAGAAAUCAACUCUUCAGGUGGGAAAAAAAAUGCAGGAGGCAGCUGGUUAUCUGUCAGUCAGGGAAUUGCAGAAGAUACAUCUGAUUUGGUUUCUGGGUUUGCUACUGUUGGUGAUGGAUUAAGUGAGUCUGUUGACUAUCCAAACGAGUGUUGGGACUCUGAUGAAUACGAUGACGAUGAUGAUGUUGGAUAUAUGAGACAACCAAUUGAGGAUGAGGCCUGGUUUCUUGCUCAUGAAAUUGAUUACCCCAGUGACAAUGAGAAGGGUACCGUGCAAGGAAGUGUCCCAGACCUGCAGGAAAGAGGUCCAACUAAAGGUGAGGACGAUGAUCAAUCUUUUGCUGAAGAGGAUUCUUACUUCUCAGGUGAGCAAUAUUUUCAGGGAAAAAAUGUCCAACCAGUUACAGCCUCAGACGAUCCUAUAGGGCUUUCAAUGACCGAAAUGUAUGGGAGGACUGAUGAUCAUGAUUUAAUUGCUCAAUAUGAUGGACAAUUGAUGGACGAAGAAGAGCUGAAUUUGAUGCGUGCUGAACCUGUAUGGCAGGGAUUUGUCACUCAGACAAAUGAACUCGUUAUGUUGGGGGAUGAUAAAGUUUUGAAUGAUAGUGGCAGACAUCGCUUGGAUGAUAUUUGCUUGGAUGAUGAUCAGCAUGGUUCAGUUAGGUCGAUUGGUGUAGGGAUCAACAGUGAUGUGGCUGACAUUGGAAGUGAGGUACGUGAAAGUUUGAUUGGAGGCAGCAGUGAAGGUGAUGUAGAGUAUUUUCAUGAUCAUGAUCUUUCAAUUGGUGGAUCCAGGCACUCUCAUCUUGAGUCAGACAAGAAACUUAUUGAUAGGUUAAACAAGGAUAAAAAGAAAAGUAACAAACAUGAACUUGGCAAAUACAUUGUUAGCGAUAAAGGUGUUAGCACACAGGUGAAAAGUCCUAUAGAUGGGGGUUUUUCAUUUCCCCCGCCAUUAGGGGAAGGGCAGUUGAUGCAGGUGGGAUCUAGUAAAUCUUUAUUGACAACCAACUGCAUUGCUGUUGUUGCUGAAGAAACUGAUGAAUGUUUAAAUGCUCUGAUGGGAACUGAUGACAUGCUUGCCAUGUGGAGGCGGAAAAGCAGUGAUUCUUCCACCGUCAAAAGUUUUAGGGAUGAAAAUAAUGUCAAUGCUGUCCGAUCUGCAAAUUCAAGUCCCUCAACACUCUCCAAUUAUGGUUAUGGUGAAAGAGAGACUGGCAAGAAACUAGAAGAUGGGAAAAUUGGUGGUGCAAGGGAAGAAGAUCCUGGAGCAUCCCUUGAGGAUGAAGAGGCAGCUGCUGUUCAAGAACAAGUAAGGCAAAUCAAGGCACAAGAGGAGGAGUUUGAGACCUUCAACCUGAAGAUCGUGCAUAGAAAAAACAGGCAUGUUUCUGUGAGACAACUCAAAUUAUCGAUUGCUUCAUCUUGUUAUAUUUAUUGGUCAACAUUCAUAUUUUUCUCCCUUUACCUUUCUGGGACAAAUAGAGGUGGGAACUUGCUAGUCGAAUGGGCUCAUUAUUCUUGA
Molecule: messenger RNA, 2962 nt
Organism: Carica papaya (papaya)
Lineage: Eukaryota; Viridiplantae; Streptophyta; Magnoliopsida; Brassicales; Caricaceae
Source: RefSeq, a predicted model, not a curated record